AGAUUGUGCUGGCUCGAAGUUGGCGAUCUUACAUGGGGCAAUGCGUGUCGCGUAAGGCGGGCGCCGUCAUCGCAGCAUCCGGCCAUCACGAUUCGCCCUCCUAUAGAAUUAUGGAGAAAUCCGCGAAAAUUCAGAGAGAAACAAGUGUCACUCCGGCCACCGUAAGAUUCGAGAUUCCGGGGGCGAAGAAUUAAAGAAGAAGACAAAAUAAAAAGAAAAAGGAAGAAGUACGUCUUCGCACGUGCGAGUCCUAAGUAUAGCACUAAAAUCUAGAAGAGAGAGGGAAGUAAAAGAGAUAGAUAGAUAGACAGAGAGAGAAAGAGAAAGAGACAGAGAGAGUACACGGACACACCCGCAAAAUCGAGUACUCGACGUGCUCUCCACACUGGCAAAGACACUGUGCAGUGGCGUCGCGACGCCGGCGCAGUUUACCGGAUCGAUCCGACGUCCGUUUCGUCCUAAGUUUUCUUUUUCCGACGUGAGAGAGAAGAGAAUGCUGGAGUGAGAGGGACGGUAAACCAACAACGGAGACGAUAACGGCGACGCCGACGACGACGACGACGACGACGAAGGAACAAGAAGGGAACGUGAAAAUGUACGAUAACAAUAAGAAUCAUACCAAUAACGACGACGACGAGGAGGAGAAGCGUCUUCAUCGUGCGACGUGAUGCGUUCGCGAAGACGUAAGGAGAAAGAGAGAGGAUCGAAUUAAGGGUAGUGAAAAAAAGAUAGAAAUACUAAUAGAGAUAAAAGAAUUCGUUCAUAGAAAAGUUCAUACAAAUCGUAUCGUAGAAGCCAACUUUUCUUCUUCACACAUUAACCGGUUAAAAAUAUUUUCGAGUACAUUGGCGUGGAAUGACGUGAUUGCUGCUCUAGGAAAAGACGAGUAAGAAAUAGAAAAAGAGAAAGAGAGAGAGGGGGGGAGAAAUACAGAUAACACGUUAUUCGGUGUAUCGAUCGAUCGUAAGACCGAUCUUUGGAAAGUCUCGGAGACAUCGAGUCAUCGAAAAUGGAUUAUCGGUGCGCCACCGGUACGAGAUACGACGAUGAUGUCCUGGAGAACGAGAAAGGGUUGUUCGGAGCCACUGCGAAUGACAAUAAGGGUGCAUCGAAACGUGGCGCUCCGUGCACGCGGGGUACUGCAAUGUCGUUCGGCUUUCGUAGAAGACCUACCACCGGAAUCCCGAUACCGAUAACAAACUAUGCGACGGACCUAACGCUAUUACACCCACGAUCUAAGUCAGCCGGUCCAGAGCAAACUCGUAGACGCGACGAUGAUGUUAAUUACCAGGUCGUUCAAAACUCGUCAUCCGGAAGAUCGACGCCACGACUGGCACCACCGAAAAAGGAAGCUACCGGCGUAUCGACCAGAACAAAUCGUUUUGGGUACAGGCAAGCACAGGGCAGAUACACAAAUAAGGUCGGUGACAUUUGCAAUAGUCACAGCGUUAGUCACUACAAUCAAGAAAGAUUUCAACAGCAUCAACAACACCAUCACCACCAACAACAACAACAACAACAACAACAACAACAACAACAACAACAACAACAACAUCACCAUCACCAACAACAGCAACAGCAUCAGCAGCACGACAGUCACGUUCCUAAACAACAAAACAGAGUUGUACAGGUUUAUAACGUAGCUACAGGAUCGAAGUUACGAGCACCCACGGCGCACAACAGCGGCAACAAUAAUGCCAUCAAUAGCGAUGUCAAUCGAAGAGUCUCUGGCAUUCCCGAGUCGGUAACAAGGUACACAUUACACGCAAGCCAUCUACCGCUUCCUCAGUACGCGGUAAGAAUGAACGAGACGAAUUCGAAAACCGCAAAGACCGUCGCAAAUCAAAGUAGAAAAAUAUCAACUGGUUCAAAGAGCUCGGCUAGCUCGAAGGAAGGCUCAGGUACAGAGGAUUCCGGUGUGAGCAGCCAUCAAAGUUGUCCAGGUGAAAGCGAAAGAGUCGAAGGUUACGAUUAUUUGGAUGGUGCUGCGACAGGUAGAAGAGGGUUUGGCCGAGCCAGAAAUUUAAAAAUGGUAGUCAGUGGGAAAAGCUUUGACGUUAGAGAUGUUGGGGAUGACGACAGCACUGUCACCGAAAUAUCCGUUAUACCGUUGCCAAAGUGCUUUGCGAGUCCUAAUUUAAAUACCGGCCUGGUACGUGAGAGAACAACGCAGUAUCAAAGAAUCGUGAAUAAGGACAAUAGGUACACGAGUUCCAUAACGUCGAUGUCAACUACUUCCUCAGAGGGAUAUGACGAGGGUCUGGGCGAAGAGAAGGUUUACAAAGACAGAUCUCGUACCGAGAAAAUACCUUCCAUUAAGUCGGACUUUAGUUUGCCUAGUUCGGAUGAUCCCGAAUAUGGCCACGGGGAAGCAAUGGCAGACGAAUACUCGUUGAGCUCGAGUGACGAGUGUCAACGUUCCAAUUCGAACUCUACUCAGCACAUAAAAACUAUAUCAGAUGCGGCUAAGAACGGGAAUUUACCGAAAAGUACUCUUCGUUCCGUUCUUCUUACCAUCGAGGAUCCUGCAUUUGCAGCUGCUGCUGCUACCUCAACUGCAUUAAUAGACGACGAAACAUCACCGGUUGAUAGCCUUUUCGACAGUCCUACAGCCAGUAUUACGCAAUCCGAUGACAAAGUGUCGAAGAAAGAAUGUGUCAUGGAACGAUCUGGGAAUACCAUAGACGAUGACAGUCCUGGUACGCCUACUAAUGCAUCCAACUCGCUCAGUUUGUCAGAGGGAAAAGAAUAUUUUGACGAUGAGAUCGCCGAUCAGCCUGGUUUGAUAUUCGACGAUAAUUCGGUCGUCGCAGUUGAGAAUCAAUCUUUGGCAAUUAAUCAAGUGGUCACGGAAAACAGUCACACGUUGGUUGAAUCAAUCACUAAAUCAAAUAUACAACCUGGAAAAAAUGCAGGUAUCAGUCCACUUCAUGGAAAACGAAUAAGUCGUGCUGGAAGCGUCGAUACGUUAUCUCCGUGUGAAUCAAUCGCUUCGGACGAUUUGAUGUUAGAUUAUGAACGCAGCGAUGCAAGUUCCACCGAGGAUACACAUAAUCGAUUGGACUCCAAUCCUGCAUUGCACGAAUUAGACGAUGCUACCAUACUUUCUGAAUUGGAGCAACAAGGCGAGGAAGUGAUGAGACAGUGGACUUCGCUACUGGGCACGGCUCAACCUAUGCAACAGCAAACUGCUAAUUCAAAUACCGUAAACAAUAAUAUCAACAACAGCACCUCGAACAACAACAAUCAUUCUUCUACAGAAUCUGGAAUCACAAAUGGGAGAAAUUCAAGAUUAUUGCGAAGCAGGUCAGGUGCAGAGUCACCACGUUCGUUGGAUAGCGUUCGUAGUCGUCAGAUACCAAGUCCUUUAAGAACACCAAGAAGCAUACCAUCUCCCAGUUUUGAUACGAGCGACGACACGACCAUCAGGAUCGACCGUGCCACCUUCCAGUACAUGUUUCAAGACAUUGUCUCUCUUAAGACUAUGCUCUUAAAACUAAAAAGAGUACUUCAGGAGUCAGGAGAGAACAGUUUGAUGAGGCCGGAGGCUCUCAACCCAUUCGAUAAUACUGUAAAGAAUGGUCUCUUCUACACCCUGAACGAAGGUGGUACAGCGGAUGUUAGCACGUCUCCAGGUAGCGGGGGAAGCAGUAUCGCCGAUGAGCUGACGGAUUUACGUAGACAGGUGAUCUUUUUGCAAGGUCAAGUAGAAGAUAGAGAUAGAACUAUACAAAUACUUCAGUUUCAAAUGACAAAACUCAAAGCUUCGAAUGGUGCAGAUAUGGAAAGUAACAUUCCGUCAGCGAAUUUUAGUAAAUCUUUACUUGUGGACAUGUGCAAUGCUGCCACACAAACCGAAAAGAUACGACCUGUAUCGGCAGGACCGUCGCUUCUGCAAUCACUUCCCCAAGAUAGCACAAUAGGGCCUCUCGUCAGGUCACAACCUCAUGCGGAUGAUUUCAUGCGAACAGCUUCAGGAUUGGGAAGCCUUGCACGUUGGAGUGAUUCAUGGAAUUGCCAACGUCCCUCAUCGCUAGGAGAGCUUAACCAUUUUAGGAACCUACAUAGAUCAACCGACAAUUCGCAACACGUAUUGAGACAGCGGCAAUCACAAAAUCAAAUUGUUAAGACAAAUGCGCGAAGGAAUAUCAUAAAGAAAUCCCUUGAGCAAGAAAAUAGUUAAGAAUCCUGCGUUUACUAAUUUCGUCGAGUCGAAUGACACAUACACGUGCGGUAAAAGCAAAAUGAUGCGAAACCCACUUUAUUUACAAUAAGAGUAGCAUGCUUAUCAAUAAUAUAUUAAAUUCUUUCCUGAAUGAAUCUAAAUUAUAUCAAAACGAAUAGAAUUUGUAAUUAUUUGAUUGUUCCUAUACCAAUUCUUUCUGCUUUUACCUCACGUUCAUACGUACUACUUUAAGUUUGCUAAUACAAAGCAAUGCAAAUGGUAAAAGUCCCAUCUAUUAUCAGUUAAAUAGAUGCGUAAAUACGUACAAUAAAUUGGCGUCCAUUUCAUGAAUCACUGUUCUAUUCGCGUUUAACUCCCACCAUCUUUUUAUUAUAUUUCAAAUCAUUUCUUGAUUGGUGGUAACGGCUAAAUGGUCAUUAGGCAAGAUGCGAAUAACGAAUCUUCGAUUAAUCGUAUGUAAUAUAAAUAGCCGUUUUACUACUUUUCAAGAGAUUCUGCUUAAUUCUGCUUUAUCUCAUUAGUUCGGGCUAAAGUACAACAUACGUAGCAAUUCAAUGUAAUGCGAUCUCAAACAGUAUGCGUAACGUAAUCAAUAUGGGAUUGUAUUGAUGCGGAAAAUAUAUUAUUUGGAAAGUCACAAUAUCACUACUUGUCUCUUACUAAUUGAAUAGAGCUCGAAGAAAAAUUUAGGAAAUUAUACGUUAUGCUACUGUUUCUUUUUCUUUCUUUUUUUUUUUAUUGUACAAUUUUUGAGAAGUGAAUAUUGAUUUUAUACAAUUAUACAGUCAGGGUAUUAUGUAAGUGUAAAUUUGUCGUUUUAAUUUAUUUCAUCUCAUUAACAUAAUUCUUGGUGCUAUUUAACUGUAUCUAAAGUUUAAAGUUUUAGAGAAUAGAACAUAAUACAUUAGAUAAGAUUCUUUUGCUGUAAAGAAGAUAUGAUUUAUAACAUCUCAAAUGUCAUUAUAGUGCUACUUUAAUCUAUGAAAUUAUUAUUGAUUUUUAUGACUUCAAAUAGGUAAACAAAAAUUUGCCCAUUAUACAACUCUAUAUAAAUAAUUUAUAUAAUAUAUCGUAGGGCAAUUUUUACAGAUUUCAUGCUACUAAAUACAGUCGAAUAGAAAAACAAGCUAUUGGUAAUCAAGUAAAAAUUAUUAUUAACAUAUUCGUAAAUGUCUACAUACAUAUACGUAUAUCUCUUAAAAUAUGUGUGUACAAGGCAAACUCUACCUAAUAUUUGGAAAGGUUAUUUUCAUGUAAAUGUAUUACAUCUAGACUAAUUAGAAAUUGCAAAAUUUGCUUACUGAAAUAAAAGUAUAUAUAGUUUUA
This is a messenger RNA of Vespa crabro (European hornet), 5512 nucleotides long. RefSeq names its product putative mediator of RNA polymerase II transcription subunit 26. NCBI's taxonomy places the organism in Eukaryota, Metazoa, Arthropoda, Insecta, Hymenoptera, Vespidae. The coding region runs from base 1010 to 4183 and encodes 1057 amino acids. Gene Ontology annotation, molecular function: transcription coactivator activity. The transcript has 16 exons. The record is from RefSeq and is a predicted model, not a curated record.